AUGGCCGCCGAUCUGGAUACCAACAAAAUCAAAAGCUGGCGAUCCAUAAUUACUUUGAUUGUUUUUGUUAUCACUAAUAUUAUUGUGCUUUUCCCUUUUCACAUCCCAAUCUAUCUUCCCCGAUGGCUCGUCAACAUAGUCGCGGAUGGUCUGGCAGCCAUGCGCAUAAUACCACAACGAAAACCCCAUACCCGAUAUGACCGCUCAAUCUUCGUCAAGUUCAACUUCCCUUUGAACUUCAUUACAGCACCUCUAAUAGCAGAUCUCUUCCUGUUGGCGAUCUUGGCCAUUGGCAGACAAGAAGUACAUGACGGGACAGUGGGCGCGGACAACAUCUCCCCAAUUGAUAUUAUGGCCUUCUUCCUUACUCUGGCCUAUAUUGCUAUCUCGAUUGAUGCAUCAGGUCUGAUCAGAUACCUGGCUUUUAAGGUUCUCCAGAAGGGAGGCAAUCUGGGGCAUAGGCUGUUCUUUUACCUCUACGCAUUCUUUUUCGGGCUGGGCAGCUUCAUUGGAAAUGACCCCAUUAUCUUGUCUGGUACGGCCUUCCUCGCCUACAUGACUCGAGUAUCCAGCAAUAUCGUUCACCCUAGAGCUUGGAUCCAUGCCCAAUUUGCCGUGGCCAAUAUCGCAUCCGCUAUCCUGGUGUCCUCUAAUCCAACGAACCUCGUGCUCGCGGGCGCGUUCGAGAUCAAGUUCAUUGUGUACACCGCAAACAUGAUCGUACCCGUUGUCGUCACAGCCAUUGUCGUAUUCCCGUUCUUGCUCUACAUCCUCUUCGCAGAUGUGUCCCUCAUCCCAGUCUCCAUCAAAAUGCACGAGCUGUCUGAGGCAGCGAAAGCCCGGAAACCCGUGAAUCCAAAUAUCCCCUAUGCCCGGGGCACUGCGGAAGAGGAAGAAGAGGCCAAUAAUGAAAAUGGGAAACUUCUUUCCCUAGAAGAGAUCAUGAAUCCGUUCCUGGAUAAAAGCGGUGCUGCCUUCGGAGCUGUGAUUAUGGCAGCUACUCUCAUUACACUUCUAGCACUUAACGCGGCCAGUAACUCUGGCAAGGAACACCCUGUUUACUGGGUCACUUUGCCUGCUGCCUUUGUCAUGUUCUGCUGGGAUCUCACGUGUGGUUGGAUACACCGACAUGAAACGCGUGAAAUUGCUGCGAAGGGCAGACGAGAGGUUGAACUUGCGAGAGCGGAACGAGAAAGAGUGCAGUCACUCCAGAACUCACCGAUGCAGGCUCCAAUGGAAGGUGAACACUUGAGAGAUUGGCCCCAAAGCCAAGCUACGCAAGGUGGGAUUCCUUUCGGUGCCAUGGAUUCCAGCAUCAACACAAAAAUACACGAGGAUAAUCAAAUUCCACUGUCAGCUUCUGCGCUGGUGGAGAAGGAUCAGUUUCCAGAGAUUCAACAGCCCGGUGUCAUUGUCCGCGAUACCCAGAUGUCAGCAAUCUCUUCGUCGACCGAGCCCCUGGAUGCGCCCGCUGCUUUGGAUGCAGAGAAGCGAGGAGGGCUAAACAAGACAGGAAAGCAACAACCAGCCACAUUAGUUUCGAUCAGCGCCGAUACCUACCGAUGGAUGCAAGAGACAUUCCCAACUGUGACAGUAGUAGUUUCCCACAUGCCCUUUCCCCUGGUCCCAUUCGCGUUGUCGAUGUUCGUCCUCGUGCAAGCACUCGUGACCAAAGGGUGGGUUCCAGUGUUCGCCUAUGGGUGGGAUCAUUGGGUUAGCAAGACUGGCACAGUAGGAGCAGUAGGAGGGAUGGCAUUCCUCUCCGUGAUUCUUUGCAACUUCGCUGGUACGAAUAUCGGAACCACCAUUCUACUCUCUCGAGUUAUUCAGUCCUGGAUGGAGAUUCACAAGCAAAAUGGAAUUCCAAUCAGCGAUCGUACAUUCUGGGCAACAGUAUACAGCAUGGCCAUUGGUGUCAACUACGGUGCCUUCAGCACAUCAUUCAGUGCUUCAUUGGCCGGCCUACUGUGGCGGGAUAUUUUGGCGAGGAAGCAUAUCCGCGUCGGCAGCCUUGAAUUUGCGCGUGUGAAUCUCCCCAUUAUUGCAAUUGCGAUGGUUGUUGGAUGUACAGUUCUGGUGGGUGAGGUAUAUGUUGUCCGUGGUACCGGACCUUAUGACGCAUGA
Molecule: messenger RNA, 2124 nt
Organism: Penicillium pulvis
Lineage: Eukaryota; Fungi; Ascomycota; Eurotiomycetes; Eurotiales; Aspergillaceae
Product: putative arsenite efflux transporter ArsB-like
Exons: 3
Coding region: 1-2124 (707 amino acids)
Biological process (GO): transmembrane transport
Cellular component (GO): membrane
Source: RefSeq, a predicted model, not a curated record